Molecule: messenger RNA, 378 nt
Organism: Lodderomyces margitis
Lineage: Eukaryota; Fungi; Ascomycota; Pichiomycetes; Serinales; Debaryomycetaceae
Gene: PGA53
Product: Pga53p
Exons: 1
Coding region: 1-378 (125 amino acids)
Source: RefSeq, a predicted model, not a curated record
AUGAAAUUCACCACUAUCUUCACUCUCGCUACUGUCACCUUGGCUUUAAACUUGGAUCAAGUUAGAUUAAUCAACGACGAUGAAUUGGUUAUUCAAGACACUGAAUAUGGUUACCCAGCAAUUGUCAAUUUGAAAGAAGAAGAUUCUGAGGUUGAAGCUACCAAGAAAACCAAGUCAACUACCAAAGCUACUACUACCACUUCAUCUCAUGUCACUUCAGUUACUACCACCACUACUUCCCACUCAUCAAAGAAGCACUCAUCUACUUCGACUAAACACAAGACUUCAACUCACUCAAUUACCAAGACCGCCGGUGCUGAUGCCAUUGCUGCUAGUGUAGGUGGCCCAUUGUUGGUUGCUUUAGGUUUGUUGUUGUAA